Syngnathoides biaculeatus (alligator pipefish) is the source of this 4216-nucleotide messenger RNA. It is a transcript of the gene h6pd, whose product is annotated as hexose-6-phosphate dehydrogenase (glucose 1-dehydrogenase). The record is from RefSeq and is a predicted model, not a curated record. Gene Ontology annotation, biological process: pentose-phosphate shunt, oxidative branch; glucose metabolic process; pentose-phosphate shunt. Gene Ontology annotation, molecular function: glucose-6-phosphate dehydrogenase activity; 6-phosphogluconolactonase activity; NADP binding. Lineage: Eukaryota; Metazoa; Chordata; Actinopteri; Syngnathiformes; Syngnathidae. The transcript is spliced from 7 exons. Gene Ontology annotation, cellular component: endoplasmic reticulum. The coding region runs from base 925 to 3288 and encodes 787 amino acids.
CCAUAACAUUUACUGCGCUCGGCUUUAAUUUGUACGCAUUUUUAAUUUAUAUAGGCUCAUGUACAGUGUACAGGCAUCCAUUUUCUGGACCGCCUAUGCUCACAAGGGUCGCGAGGUUGCUGGAGGCAACCCCGGCUGUCAUUUGGGCAGCAGGCGGGGUACACCCUGAACUGGUUGCCGCCCAAUCGCAGGCCACAUUGAGACAGACAACAGUCAGACUCACAAAUCACACCUCGGGGCAAUUUAGAGCGUUCAUUUAAUGUUGCGUGUUUUUGGGAUGUCGGAGCAAACCGGAGUCACGAAUGUCAGGAUACGCUUCCCUCUUGUUGUAAUCAUGUGAUAAAAAAGCCUCUUCUGACAACGUAACCGGUGUAUCGAGAUACUAUCGCAAAAGAGGAACCGGCCUGUAUACUCGGUGUACAAAUUUGGCAAAUGCAACACAGACUUAUGUUGCAUUUUUCAUUUUGAGGUCACAAAACAGCUCGUUUAUCAUCCCACAAGUGGUCGUCGUGCAUAUGGCAAUGAUUUACUUUGGCCUUUUGAUUGCAGAUACUUGAUACUUGAAAUUUGUUUCAUGUCAUAAGCAAUUUUAUUUGCUUCUCUUGCUUCAAAAUGUUAGAACUGUGGAAGUCUUGAGCAAGUCAACAACGCUGUGCUAAUCAUCUGGAGCGCGCCACAUACAAUAAGCACGCCAGCCACCAACUGACAGCGGCACUAAUGUGGCAAGAGGAGCUCGAAGCCCCCGAGCAAAGUACGAAGUCCCCACCAGUACAAAUCCCGCUUUCCGGUCUGCUCGGAUCACUACGCUCACGACGGCGCGAUGCGACACGACAGCUGGCGGCUCUCGUUUUGACUUUUACGUCGCAGACUGCUUUCGACUUCCGGUUUGGAAUUUUUGGGUGGGGACACUUUUAACACCGCAGCAUGUAUGCGACGACUCUUUUGCUCUCGCUCGCACUGUUUGCCGUCGGGGGACAUGGUGAAGAAAAGCAAAGUCGCGGCCACGUUUCCGUGGUGGUCGUCGGGGGCACGGGGGACUUGGCCAAGAAGUACCUCUGGCAGGGCUUCUUCCAGCUCUACUCGAAGCAGGUCAGCAGCGGGCACACCUUCUCCUUCUACGCCAGUGGACAGUCGCACCCCGACAAGGCCACGCCGAUAUUCUUCGGUAUCCUGAAGGCGGUGUCGUGCCCCGAGGACGUCUCUGAAGAACGCUGCGCCGUGCUUAAGGAGCAGUUCUUGCGCCUGUCGCAAUAUCGGCAACUCAAGACUCUUGACGAUUAUCAGAAUCUGGCCCAGCACAUCGAGCGGCAAGUUCAGGACGAAGGGCUAACCGAGGCCGGACGACUGUUCUACCUCUGUGUGCCGGCAUUUGCCUAUGCAGAUAUCGCCGACAAAAUCAAUAACAGCUGCAGGCCUGCCGGCGAGGCGGCGUGGCUCCGAGUGGUUCUGGAGAAACCUUUUGGGCACGACCUGAGGAGCGCUCAGGUGCUCGCCGCGCAGCUCGGGAAGGCCUUUUGUGACAAAGAAAUGUACAGAAUCGACCACUACCUGGGGAAGCAGGUGGUCUCCAAGAUCCUUCCGUUUCGAGUAGAAAACAAGAAGUUCCUGGAUCCCAUCUGGAACAAGCACCACAUUGAGAGAAUAGAGAUCGUACUGAAGGAGACACUGGAUGUACAAGGUCGCAUUCCCUUCUACGACGAGUACGGCGUGAUCCGAGAUGUAAUCCAGAACCACCUGACGGAGGUCAUGGCUCUCCUGACCAUGCGGCUUCCUGCCAAUCUCAGUGACAGUGAGGAGGUUCUCCAAAACAAGCUGCGGCUCUUAACUUCUUUUCUGCCCUUGGGCAAGAAUCAGGCGGUGGUCGGCCAGUACCAAGCGUACCAAGCCGAGGUUCAGCAGGAACUAAACAAAACCAAAGACCACGUCAGCAUCACGCCGACAUUUGCGGCCGUGCUGGCGCACAUGGACGCGGCCCAGUACAACGGCGUGCCCAUCCUUCUGAUCUCGGGGAAGAUGUUAGAUGAACGAGUGGGAUACGCCCGGGUUCUCUUCAAGAGCGACAUGUUCUGUCUUCAGGACGGCUUUCGCUGCAAGCCCAAGCAGAUCGUCUUCUACUUCGGCCACGGGAGCCUUCAGUACCCAGCCGUCCUCGUGUCAAAGAAUCUCUUCAAGCCUUCGGUGACCGAGGCCGAGUGGAAGGAAGUGAUGGAUCACGCGAAUGUGAACGUCCUGGGGUCUCCCCUGUCAGACUAUUAUGUCCAAACUCCAAGGGUGCAGCGGGAAGCUUACGGAGAACUCAUUUCACAUAUUUUUGCCGGACGCAAAAAUAGUUUUAUCAGUACGGAGAAUCUCCUUGCAUCUUGGGACCUGUGGACCCCGCUGCUUGAAAGUCUCGCCAUCACGUUUCCCCGUAUCUACCCGGGAGGGGCCGACAACGGCGACCUGCUGGACGUCCGUCUGAAAGGGAAGGAGAUCGCCUACGAAAGCGAGGUGGUACUCGUCGGCCCGGAACAGGCGGGAGGUGCCGCGGCCAGGAAUUUACUGGUCAUGCAAGGCAAGUACCGGAGCGCCGACAUGGUGUCCGCCUGGGCCGAGGAGCUGGUGGAGCGUUUGGCCGCCGACAUUCAGGAGGCGGCAGAGGCGGCCGUGCUCCACGGCGGCGUUUUCCACCUUGCCCUCUCCGGCGGGGCCACGCCCAUCGCGCUCUUCCACAGGUUGGCGCUGCAUCACUUCUCCUUCCCCUGGAGCAACACCCACAUCUGGAUGGCGGACGAGCGCUGCGUGCCGCUCGCUGACCCGCAGUCCAACUUCCACAGCGUCCAUCAGCACGUUCUGCAGCACGUGCGCAUUCCGUAUUAUAACAUCCACCCGAUGCCGGUGCAGCUCAAGCAGCGUCUGUGCGUGGAGGACGACGGCGCGACGCUGCUCUAUCAAGAAGACAUCGGCAGAUUAGUCAACGGCUCCAGGUUCCACUUCGUACUUCUAGGAGUCGGCCACGACGGACACACGGCCUCCCUCUUCCCCGGCGGAAAAACGACCGAAGGUGACGACGGUCUGGCGGUCCUCACCGAGAGCCCCGUCAAGCCGCACCGGCGCAUGAGCCUCACGUUUGGUGCUAUCAACCGAGCCCACAGGGUGGCGCUGCUGGUGAUGGGCAAGACCAAACAUGAGCUCGUCACUCAGCUGAGCCGCGUCAAGGGCGAGUCCGGCAAAUGGCCGGUGACGCGGGUGAAACCCACCAAUGGGACACUCUCCUGGUACAUAGACUACGACGCGCUUUUGGGUUAGGGAUCGCAAUCAGCCCUUUCCAUGAAAGUUAUUUAAGCCGACCUACUGUGAACCGCUCGCUAUUCGUGAAGGUUCGGGACCAAGACCAGCCGUGAAUAUUCAGCCUAUUUUGCAACAUAAGCGUCAACAAUCAUACAUUCAUUACACAAAUAAUAAUUAAAAGCCUUUAGUCGGACAGGGCCGCUAUCCAAUAAAUGCCGGAUGUUUACGCAUAUUUGGAAGAGGCUCGAGUGCCACCUGAAGAUAUUUGAUACUGCGCAUUAUUUUCAUUUUCCGCCGCCGUGACGCAUAUCCCAGUUGGGGAAACCCGAGAGAACAAAUGGGAAUUGUGUCACUUGGACCGUGCCCUGGAAAUUCACACUCGGCUCGUUUUCCCUCACUUGUGAUGCACGUGUGCGUCUGCGCGUGACGCUGAAGCUCCAGCGUUUCAAAUGGCAAACGUGCAACUCUCUGGAGUCGGUCAAAGGCCGUGCGUACACUUUCUGAACAGUGCCUUUAUUUAAUCGGUGUUUUUAGCCACUGCGGUAACGCCAGAGCUCAGGUAAACGUCUCGUGUUUCUACUUAAAGGACAGAAAAAUGAUUCCAGUAGAAGCACGUGGGUAAAUAAAAAUGGUGCUUUUUUUUUUGAGGGGGUGGGGGUAAAGACUUGAACCUGUAAUUGCAGUUCCUCUUUACAUUAAGUCAAAAGAAUGUUACUGAGCCUUGUUUUGAUCCAUUUGCUGGAAUGUGACCUUAAAAUGUGAAGCUGUCAAAUCGCAUGCAUUCAUAAUCUUCCUCCACCUGGUUUUCAAUUUUCAACAGCAUUUUUUUCUGCUUCUCAAUGAUGUCACCUGUAAUUAUGUUACAUUUUGUGCAACGUACUCUGGGAAACAAACGUCAAAGAUCCGCAGAGGAAACACUUGCUUUGUAUGAAGUGUAACAUUAAAA